AUGCGGCUGUUUUCCCGUCCACUAGUGCUGUGCGGGUUCGGCCUGGUACUGGGCUUCCUGGGUACGGUGCUUUUGUUCAGCUUCAAGGAUGUGUCCAAGUUAGUGAUCCAACACUCGGCUCGUCUCUCGCCACGACCUCGAACCUCGCUGCCUCAGGGUCGGAACACGAUUUUGGUGGGAAUCAUGACAGCGGCCAAGUACGUCGACACCAGAGCUUAUAAUGUGUGGAGGACGUGGGCCAAGUACAUUCCUGGUAAAGUACUGUUCUUUGUGGCAGAGGAUACUGUAAGUGCGUAUCCGGAGAUGCCAUUGGUCAGGUUGAAGGGGGUGGAUGACACUUAUCCGCCUCAGAAGAAGAGCUUCGCCAUGUUGAGGUGGAUGUACGAUAAUCAUGUAGGUUUUUGAAUUUUGUUUGAUUGGUGUUUAGGGAAAAUCAUAUAGUUAUUGGCAUUAAACUAAUAUGUUGUCUUUGACGUAUUCAAGACGAUUUUUUAAAUGUUAGACGGCUUGUAAAGGCUAUGGUAAUGUUAAUAUUAAAUGGUAGAAUGCUUUUCUUUUUCAAAAAGCAUUAUUACGACCUAAAAAGGAUAAUAUUUUAGCUUUAAAAUGAUGUUAACAUAGGCAAUACCUCCGUCUAAUGCCUUUCUACAGUCAGAACUUCAUUUUAAUGCCAUUUGAAAUACCACCCUUUCCAGAUAGACAACUUUGAUUGGUUUCUACGAGCCGAUGAUGAUCUGUAUGUUCGUGGUGACCUACUAGAAGACUUCCUCGGAUCCCUCGACCCAUCCAAAACCCACUUCAUUGGCCAAGCUGGACUUGGCAACAGUGCUGAAUAUGGCCAACUCUCUCUAGGGCCUAGCGAAAACUACUGUAUGGGAGGGCCUGGUGUUAUAUUGUCUAAAGAAACCUUGAGAACAGUAGCUCCAUACCUCGAAUCUUGUCUGUCCGAGCUUCUGACCACUCACGAGGAUGUUGAAGUAGGUAGAUGUAUAAGGAAACAUGCUGGAGUUGCUUGUACAUGGAACUAUGAGAUGCAAACUCUCUUUCACAACAAUCAGACGAUACCAAACGCUUAUAGUAGUGGGGUUUCGGAUGAGGUUAGUCGAGCAAUCACAUUACAUCCAGUAAAAGACCCUCAGGUCAUGAAGAAGCUUCACGUCGCUGUGAAUACGAUGAAGUUGAAGCAGUUGAGAGCACAGAGGAUCGAGUUGUUGAGGUUGAUCAAGAAGAUCGCUCCGGCUUCGCUGAAUCGACGAGUUUCGAACAAAACCAAUGAUCUUCAGGUGUGGGACUUUUUACACUUUAACAAGCUCACGUUCUGCGCAAACCAAGUCAAUUGCCCCAGGCAUACGAUCGAUAUGAAUGUGCAUUCGGCUACUCAGGACAUUGUUACUCAGGUAGGGGUGGGGAAUUUUGAAAAAAUGUGAUAAAUUGUUAUAAAAUUGAAAAUGACGUCUACUACAAUAUAAAUUUUGAAUCAUUUUAUGAUUUGACUCUAACAAUGAUAAUUUUUACAGCUCUUCGACGAAUUCAACGUGAACGCCCGCCAACGUGGCCGUCUCCUCCAAUUCCAGAACAUUCAGUACGGCUACACGCGUGUCGAACCUCGGCACGGUGUCGACUACGUACUGGACAUGAUUCUAUGGUUCAAGAAGUUCCGCCCACCACAUCGAGCCACACUCUCGGUCCGACGACAUGCCUACAUUCAACAGGUCUUCGGCGAACCCGAAGCCAUCAGUGAAGCCGGCAAAAGGGCAUUGUUAAGGUCGGGAGAGAAGAAUAACACGGAUUCUGCUGGAAAGAACGGCAUAUUCAAUCAGGUACUGUACUUUAUAAUACCAUUGAAGGGAAGAGCUGCGACAUUCUUAAGGUUUAUUGAGAAUCUGAAGCAAAUCAUCGAGUUGAACGAUCAUCGACAUCAGCUGGUCAUCAUAUUGUACAAGUAAGCUUUUUUAGUUUUGAAUUUGGUUUUUAGGUAUUAAAUGAGCAUUACGUUCAACAUCUUUACCUGUGAUUAAAUUUUUAUAGCAAGAAAGUACUAGUUGUUACCUAAACUAUUCGUUUUUAUUAUGAAAAUUCUAUUUAUUACUUAAAAUAAUUGCUGGAUCAAAAAAUCGUAAUUGUUACCCGAAUGUACCAUUUUAUUACCUAAACUAUCAUUUUUAUUAAGAAAAUGCUAUUUAUUACCUAAAUUCCUGAUUUUAUUACCUAAAAAUCAAACUUUCGAUCAAAAAUUCUUGAUAUGGCCAUACCUACAUCCAUAUAUAUAUAUUCAUUUUCAGUUCUGGAGACCAGAACGAAGAUGCAAUGAUCAGAUCGAUCUUAACCGAGAUCACCUCCAAAAUGAUGAUCAAAAUCAUCGAUAUGGGUGAUAAGGAGUUCAGUCGAGGCCAAGCCUUGACAGCCGGCUCAGCCAUCCUCCCAGACGACGCUUUGAUGUUCUUCACCGAUGUGGAUAUGAUCUUGAGUUACGAUACCAUCCAAAGGAUACGACUGAACACUAUUCAGAACUAUCAGGUAUUUAUGAGCUAUUCAUUUAUAUUAGUACAGUAAUAUAGCUAUAUUAAUAUAGUAAUUAAUGGUUUUAAAACUUUAAAUCAAAAAAUAUUGUUUUAGGUCUACUUCCCGAUAGUCUUCUCCGAGUUCUCGCCCAAAUUCUGGAACCCAACCGAACGAAACGACCAUCACCAGAUCUCGUACGCCCGACAGCGCGGCUACUUCCGCCAUUUCGGCUACGGACUGGUCUCAAUAUACCGCAGCGACUUUGUUCGAGUCGGCGGAUUCAACUUGACCAUCCGAGGCUGGGGCAUGGAAGAUGUGGACCUGUUCGAGAAGGUAAUAGCCUCUCCAACGUUGAGAGUAUUCCGAGCACCAGAUCCUGGACUGGUGCACGUCUUUCAUGACAUUCAUUGUCCCCCGGACAUCCCGGCCGCCCAACAUCACAUGUGCUUAGGGUCACAGGCCGCUAGUAUGGCUAGCUUGGAUUCAUUGGCCGAACAUUUCGCUAAUUAUGCUUGA
Messenger RNA from Bursaphelenchus okinawaensis, 3018 nucleotides. The record is from the annotation of a GenBank genome assembly. NCBI's taxonomy places the organism in Eukaryota, Metazoa, Nematoda, Chromadorea, Rhabditida, Aphelenchoididae.